Messenger RNA from Camellia sinensis, 831 nucleotides. Lineage: Eukaryota; Viridiplantae; Streptophyta; Magnoliopsida; Ericales; Theaceae. The record is from RefSeq and is a predicted model, not a curated record.
AUGUACUGGCCAAAUAGAACUGAGAAGGCAAGUGCAAUGGCAAGGUUCACCCCUGCAAGUGCACUUGCUGAAGUUCAAGUUGAGGAGGCAAGUGCAGAGAAAUUUCACGUCAAAAGCUCUCCAAUCUUGAGGCGAGCUAAAAUUGGAAUGAGCGAACCUGAAGCCAUCUCAAGCCUAGAUGAUAUCAUGUCUUCCUUAGAUAUAGCCACCCAAUCCCUUGACAAAGUUGAAGCAAGUAGCAACGAUGAGGUCGGGGAGAGUAUUGAUCCUUAUGCACAUCUCCGAUGGGCUAUUGAGAACUUGACGAUCAAAGGCCUGAACAAACAGCAAGUCUUUGCAGUUGUUGAAAAGAUUGUGGAUGAAACUUUUGUCACUCAGCUGCUGCUUUUUGUCAUUGACCAGCAGCAGCAGCAUUGUUUUGGUUGGAGAGCAGUAGUUGCAGCAUUGACACCGGAACUAAGGGCCGCCAUUGAGAGGAGUACUGCUAUUUUUGACAAAAAGAAAGCACGGAAGCGGUCGUUAAAGCUAUUUGGCGGUGUUGCUGUUUUCAAGGUUAAAAGGGCUAGCAAGGUAGAAGUUGAAGAAAUGAAAGAUUGGGUUACAGAUGCUUUAAAUGCAACAAGAGCAGCUGUGGAAGAGGGAAUCGUUCCAGUUUCCAUUGUCAUGCAGACAAGAAAUGCAACAAGGUUAGUUGCUCCAACUAUUGCUAUGGGUUUAGGUGCCUUAACACAUACAUUGGGCACCCUCGUCCUUGUGAUAGGAGCAAGUGGAUUUGCUAUAACUAUAGUUGCAACUACUAUAGGAAUAUUGUCGGUAGUAUUAAUCCCUUAA